Dromiciops gliroides (monito del monte) is the source of this 1215-nucleotide messenger RNA. Its product is annotated as cathelicidin-related antimicrobial peptide Bf-CRAMP-like. The transcript is spliced from 4 exons. The coding region runs from base 40 to 555 and encodes 171 amino acids. Gene Ontology annotation, molecular function: lipopolysaccharide binding. NCBI's taxonomy places the organism in Eukaryota, Metazoa, Chordata, Mammalia, Microbiotheria, Microbiotheriidae. Gene Ontology annotation, cellular component: extracellular region. The record is from RefSeq and is a predicted model, not a curated record. Gene Ontology annotation, biological process: antimicrobial humoral immune response mediated by antimicrobial peptide; defense response to Gram-positive bacterium; innate immune response.
AUAAGGGACUGGUUGAGUUGACAAGGCAGAGGAAGGAACAUGGAGCAUAUCAGGAAGGUCCUACUGUUGGCCAGUGUGGCCACUCUCAUUCCCACACAGGCUUUACCUCUGUCGGGCCUGAGCUAUCAGAAGGCCCUUUCCACAGCCAUUCAUUUCUACAACAAGGUGCACAACGAAGAGAAUGCCUUCCGGCUUUUCCAAACCUACACUCCUUCACCUGAUCAGGGCCCCCAAGAGGAAACUCUGAAUCGUCUGAGCUUUACCUUGAAGGAAACUGUGUGCCCCGUGACUGAGGAGCUUCUGGUGGACCAGUGCGACUUCAAAGAUGAUGGGCUGGUGAAAGAAUGUCAAGGCUCGGUAUCCAAUGAGGAGAACAUUGCUGCCAUCAUCCUCACCUGUGACCCAGAGGCCCUAGGGUCCUCUCGCUCCAGAAGAGCCCCAAUUCCCAGACGAAAGAAAGGUUCAAAGAAAAACAACCACAAAACUGGGGGAUACUCUCUGAUUGCCCUCGGAUCUACCAAUAUACAUAAGGCCCCAUAUAUGGAGUCUCUCUAGGCCCCAGCCAGUGUAACCAGAGCUUGCUUUCUUCCUUGCAUUUUACUCUUUUUCAAUUUCCAUUCCCCUAAUCUCACAGACACACACGCACACACUCUCUCACACAACUACAUAAUCUAUAGGUGUGUGUGUUUUUCUCUGUAUGUGGUACAUAUAUACAAUACAUGGGGGACAUCUAUAAUUUUUAUGGGGUACACACAUAUAUGACAUAUGUGUGUAUGUAUAUGUAUGUAUGUGUAUAUGUAUACAUGUAGCCUGGUCUUCAAGACCAGAGCUUUUGCAGAAGACUUUCUUCCUUGAUAAGACAAACCGUGAGUAUUUCUCUUUCCUGCUUCAAGUCGGGGGAGGGAAGAGGACACACAUUUCCAGACACACUUUUUCAGAAAGACUCAUGGAGAGAGACAGAGAUAGACUUGGGAAGGCAGACAUGCAGGAGAAAUCUGGUUCCUCAAACCCAGAUUUCCAGUUUGCCUUCCUAGAGUCUUUGGGGAAUUGGCCCUUAGAUGAGAUCACAAUGUCUCUUUCUUGGUUGACCUGAAAUGUCUCAUCCUCAGUGGAAGAGCUUGUUGAUCUUGGAUAUUUUCUGAUGUAUUCUAACUUGUGUAACUUGUCUAAUUUCUAUUUGCUUUAAGCUUGGAUAAAUGGAUUUACUCAUUCCAA